GCAGAUUAGGCAAUAUUGCUGCUUUCGAAAUCAGCAUGAUACCAUAACGACUAGAGUAGGAUCAAGACGCAAGGUGCUUUUCUAGAAAGCAACUCAGCUGACCAUAGAGAGGUUUGCAAUACUUUUCAAGAAUUCGUAAAUAAAAGUAAAUAAAUAAACAAGACGUACAUAACCCACAGUUAGGCUUAGAGAACAUCGAAUACAUCAGUACACUAUUGUUUGUUCUAGUCUACUUUCUUAAGUAUUCACUGAAGAAGAUAUCGAGGGCCUAGGAGCUUUUGAGACACGGGAAGAAAAGUGGAGACGGAAAACAACAUUUCAGGAGAAAGACUCUGAAUGAACUUCAAGCUCUAGCGAAGCUCGUGUACUAAUGUUAAACGAUAGGAUACUGUUAGAAGAAAGAAUGCCUUCACCAAAAGAAACUUCUAGUCUUACAAAACAACAAUGCAACGAUUCCUCCACCCUCUCCUCGCCGCCACAGACAGAUGAAGAGAUCUUAAGAAACGGCAGUAUUGGUCAAACGAAACGGUUGAUUUUACCCGACAAUCCGGGGGACCAGUCCCCAAUGAUUCAGAGGCACGAUCAUCAAGGAGCAACGGUCUUUGUGAAGAGAAAGCAAUGGUUAAACACAGAGAAACAGAAACUGAAUAUGGUGGAGAACCCUGCAAAUUCAGACGAUUCAGGAAAGGUUCUCCGAGUGGAUGUGGGCAACAUCAGUGUUCAUUUACGCAAUCCUACUAUCCUUCGUCGCCGGACACGUCUGGAGAGGUACCUGCUCGUAGCCGUGGUCCUGCUUUUAGUUUUAUGUACAGUAUUUGUAUAUCUAGCGGUUAGUGGACCUCAAACUAAAGAUGAUAUUUGUCUUUCUCCAGCAUGCAUAAAAACAGCGGCUUCUUUGUUACUGGCUAUGGACAAGACAGUCGAUCCUUGCGAAAACUUUUUUCAGUAUGCUUGUGGCACAUGGAACAAACGCCACGUGAUUCCAGAAGACAAAAGUAGUAUAAGCACUUUUGAAGUGCUGGCUGAUCAGUUGCAGAUCAUAUUAAAAGGUCUUUUGGAAGAAGCAGCAAAUCCCUACGACAACAGCGCCACCGUAAAAGCGAAAACAUUCUACAAGUCUUGUGUUAAGAUGGGCCAGAUUGAUGCUAUAGGUGACAAACCACUUCAAGACAUCAUCAAGAGUCUUGAAGGUUGGCCAGUAACCAGUGGUAACUGGACCGAACCCUCGUGGCCAAUCGAGAAACUACUGGGUCUACUUCGUGGCGAUUAUAACAUGGGUAUCAUUAUUGAGCAAUGGGUUGGACCUGACGAUAAGAACUCAUCGGUUAAUAUCAUACAGUUAGAUCAAAUGCCACUUGGCCUUCCAAGUCGAGAAUACUACCUGAAAAGAAGUAGUGAGCGUGAGAGAAAGGCUUACCUUAAAUUGAUGAUAGAUGUCGCUGUGCUAUUUGGAGCAGAACGAGAGUAUGUCAAAACAGAAAUGGAAGAAGUUUUGAAUUUCGAAAUUCAAUUGGCCAACGCUUCAAUACCUAAAGCAGAUCGUCAUGAUGCUGGCGUCAUGUAUAAUAAGAUGACAGUUAAGGAACUGAAUGAACUCGUUCCUCAGAUUUCAUGGCUAACCUACCUCAACAGUUUCCUACCCAUAAAAGUUGACGAGUUUGAACCAGUUGUUGUCUACGCACUGACGUAUUUCAAACAACUGGGCCAAAUUGUUGCCAAGACUCGUCGAAGUGUCAUACACAAUUACGCUAUUUGGCGAUUUGUCAACGAAAUGAUUCCCCAUUUGAACGGAGAGUAUACUCAGAAGCUGUCCGAGUUUCGAAAAGUUCUGUUAGGGGUCUCUGCUAAUCGCGUGAGAUGGAGCCAAUGCAUCGACCUGGUAAACAAGAAGAUGGGGAUGGCAGUAGGAGCGCUUUUCAUUCGAAACAAUUUUGACUUAUCCAGUAAAGAAACCGCUUUAGAAAUGAUUCAUAACAUCAGAGAGGCUUUCAAUGAACUACUUGAAGAGAACGAGUGGAUGAACGAUGAAACUCGCACCGUAGCUAAAGAAAAGAGUAACGCUAUAACCGAGAGAAUAGGAUAUCCUGAACUUCUGACAAACCCCGUGGAGCUGUCAAAAGAAUAUGAGAUGUUGGUUGUUCACGAAGACCUUUUUCUCGUUAAUGUUUUGAGCGUCCUUAAUUUUGAAGCUUCAAAAAAUCUUCUUAAACUUCGCCAACCAGUCAACAAGGAUAAGUGGACGACAGGGCCGGCAGUUGUGAAUGCUUUUUACAAUCCGAAUAAAAACACUAUUGUUUUUCCAGCUGGUAUCCUUCAGCCAUCAUUUUACAGUCACUUUUUUCCAAAAUCACUGAACUACGGAGGAAUUGGUGUGGUCAUCGGUCACGAGAUUACUCAUGGUUUUGACGAUAAAGGUCGCCAAUUCGACAAAGAUGGUAACUUAAAACAAUGGUGGGACAAUGGAACAAUUGAAAGAUUUCGAGAACGUGCACAGUGCAUCAUUGACUAUUACUCAAGUUACGUUUUAGAGGAUAUAGGUCUGAAUGUAAAUGGAAAAAUGACCCAAGGAGAAAACAUUGCAGAUAACGGCGGACUAAAGCAAUCCUACAGGGCAUACAAAAAGUGGGUACAGAAACAUGGAAAGGAACCACUACUACCAGGUCUUCAUCUCACUCAUGAUCAGCUGUUCUUUCUAAACUAUGCCCAGAUCUGGUGUGGAACUAUGAGGCCAGAGGACUCACUUAGCAAGAUCCGAUCAUCCGUUCACAGUCCAGGGCCAAUAAGGGUUCUUGGGCCCUUGUCGAAUUCGUACGACUUCGCUCGAGCCUACAACUGCCCUAGUGGGAGUCGAAUGAAUCCCCAAAAAAAGUGUUCAGUAUGGUGAGCUCAUUGGACGUCGCUACAUCCUAUAAAACACAAUUCCACUACAUGUGUUUGAUAAAAAAAUAAUGCAGCCUUCCAAGUUUAAUUGAAAAAGUGGUAUGGAAGAGGGAAGGUUAUGAAUGUAAAAUUGUUUACUAAAAAUAGAAUUCACUAAGACAGUAUUAUAAACAAAUUAAACGACAAACGAAACUUCUACAAGUUUUAUCGUUUCUCAAGAAGACAUCUUAUAAUAACUGCUUCCCUUUUUGUUAAGACAUUUCGUUUCUUCGUGAAAUGAAUAUAAUUAUUAAGAUAUGUACAUGUGUGACCAAUUUCAUUUUCUCUAAUAAUGAGGUUUGCUUAAUCAGCCAAAAAGCUUGUAGUUUUGAAGUGUGGUAGGUGUGGAAUGAGGACCUAAUUAAUAUAUAAGUCAAAGUCAAAUUUUACGUACACCUCUUUUAUUCAUUCCAUUUAAAAGCGAUUAUGUAAAUAAAAAAAUUCAGUGUGAAAUCAUUUUUAAAUCAUCACGUUUUAAAUGAGAAGAGUACUUUCCUUGUUGUAAUUGACCGUGUACCCAUUUCAAUGUUAUAUAUAAAGAUGUAAAUAAUUAUUUCCUUUUUUACGACGAGAGUAAAUGGACUCCACGAAGUUAUAUUGUUAUAUCUAACAUAAUAUUAUUAUUAUAUAAGUUAAAUUGCACAAAGGUGUAUAUACAGCCAGUUCUGUUUACUUCAGUUACAAAAUAUUUAAAUUGUUACUUGUAUGACUAUAUUUUUCACUAUAAGUUAGGAAAUUCCUUAUCCUCGAAUUACUACAUAUCUAAAAUUGACAGAAAUGUGGAACGUCAACUCAGGUUCUUAAACUACAGCAGAAAAUCUAAUUUUUAAGGGAAUACUUGCUAUUCUUUUUGUGACAGUAAACAGCCAAGUAUAUUUUUUGUAUGUUUAAUAGCUAUGCUAAAAGAAAGUAAAACAGAAACUGUACUUUCAUUUAGACUUUUCAAUUCCAAAUGUUGCCACAUUAACAAAGUACUUAGGGUUCCGGUUAGAGACAAUUUAUUUCUUACAGUUUAGACAAAUUAGGAGAUGUAGUGAUAAUGACAUAAUAUUAUAAGCUAUAUAUCUCUUGGGACUUUAACGUUAAACAAGUUUCAUAGAAGCUUAAAUUUUCUUUUCAAAAUAAAAUUAAAACUUACAGUUUCGCUCAAAAUCGUAAAUCCCUUAAAAUGUUUUUUUCUUCUCAAGGGGAAAUUAACGUGCAAUAAAAUAUUUUGUAUGCUUUACUUAAAAUGAGGAUCUCGUAAAAUUUGGCAGUGAAAUUAAAAGACUGAAACGAAAUUUAUAUAGAGGAUAAAUGUACCAAAUUUCAUGUUCCUGAUGAUAGGUUAACAGCAGACAAAUAAACACCUUACGUUGAAGGAAUCAACAAGUACUGACGAUUAGAACCAUUUCUAAUCAGGUAGAGAGAGAUAAUGUUUAUUGAUGGAACGUUCAUUCUUUCUUGGCUGAGAUGACCUCGUGGUUAGCGUUCCCAGGCUGUAAAUUUGAGUAUUCACAGUUCAUGACCCAUUACUGCAAUCAAUCGUCAAGACUCAGUGGCGAGAUUUGUUUACCUAAAGGAACCAAACUUUUUUAAGUGUGAUGUACGGUUUUUCUUAGAAUAUUCUCGCUCACGGAAAGCACGCUGAAUGGACUCUUUCAAGUGAUUUUCGGCAGUUAUUUGCAUUUCUAAUAAGUGAAUACUUGUCAUACUUUGACAGCAUUUUCGACUGACUUAACUGGUUUUAAACGUUGUAUCAUGAAGUUCGUUACACUGUUUAAUAGUGUUUUACAGGAUGUAUUGUCCAAAAUUAAGAAUUGUAGCUAUUUUACAUAUCGACUAGCCUCCCAGUGGCACAGCGGUAUGUCUUCGGACUUACAACGCUAGAAAUCGGAUUUCAAUACCCGUGGUGGGCAGAGCACAAAUAGCCCAUGGUGUAGCUUUGUGCUUAACUUCAAACAAAACAUAUCGACUUUUAACGCUUCUAGCAACCUAUAAUCAUUCCUCUCCCAAAUUCACAUCGUUUUGGCAUCUUGCACAAAUUUCAACAUUACUAAUAUACAUAUCUGACGUGUCUCUGUAUUGAUAUUCACGUCGUAUUCUUACUGAGCAUGCUUGAUGGGCCACAUCACAUACUCAAAGUGUGCAGCGCAAUGUAUAGCGUGACCUACAACCUCUGAGUAAUAUUUGACAAGAGUAUAUGUUUUUAAAUCAAACCUACUAAUAUUCCACAUUUAAACUCUUAGUAAUCAUUGUUGUGUUUUGAACACAACAUAAAUGUUAUAUUAUGAUAAAUUAAACGCAUAUAUUUGUUUGAAAGCAAAGUUAUUUAAAAUAUUGUUGUAUUUAUAUUAAAUGCAGAUUUUCUUGUGUAUGUAUUGAUACGGAUGUUGUUGUGUACGUACUUAUACGGAUGUUGUUGUGUAUGUACUGAUACAAAAAUAUCUGUUUGUAUUGAUGUAGAUAUUAUUAAGUACGUAUUGAUAGGGAUACUGUUGUGUUUUCAUUAAUACGAAUAUUAUUGUGUAUAUAUAGAUACUGAUACGGUUAUUCUCGUGUGUGUAUAUUUAUAUGGGUAACAUUAUAUGCACGAUAUAGAUAUUGUGUAUAUGUACAUAUAUUUAUUUAUUUAUACAGAUAUUCUUGUAAUUAAGUUAAACAUUGUUUUUGAAAAACCCUUUCUGGUGAAAUGAUUGUGUAAAAUAUUUCACUGUAACUACGACUGUUAUUGGAAUUCGACGAAUUGGUAAACAAUGUAUAAGAUGACCAUAACGUAUCUUGAUGUUUGUACGUAGCUGUUAUCGUUUUUGUUUCCAUAGUAUUCUUGAAAAUUAUUGUGAUUUAUCUUUUAGGGUCAGUAUAAUGUUAGUAAAGUAUGGUAGAAGUUGGUUGUAACAGAUAUAACUUUAAAUAAAUAAAUGAUAAAUCAUAUGCACAUAUGAUUU
Limulus polyphemus (Atlantic horseshoe crab) is the source of this 5846-nucleotide messenger RNA. Its product is annotated as neprilysin-2-like. The transcript has 20 exons. Gene Ontology annotation, cellular component: plasma membrane. The coding region runs from base 371 to 2884 and encodes 837 amino acids. Gene Ontology annotation, molecular function: metalloendopeptidase activity. Gene Ontology annotation, biological process: protein processing. The record is from RefSeq and is a predicted model, not a curated record. Lineage: Eukaryota; Metazoa; Arthropoda; Merostomata; Xiphosura; Limulidae.